Molecule: messenger RNA, 2322 nt
Organism: Rhipicephalus microplus (southern cattle tick)
Lineage: Eukaryota; Metazoa; Arthropoda; Arachnida; Ixodida; Ixodidae
Molecular function (GO): protein binding
Source: RefSeq, a predicted model, not a curated record
UCCUUGCCCCUGGCACACGCGGUAGCCUGCUCUCGGAAAGGCCGCCGGCGAGCGGAGAGAGCAACCGAAGACAUGGCGGCUUCCACCGGCUCGUGGUUGAUUUCUGCAGCUGCUGUCUCGAGAUGCAGUAGGCGUUGAGCUCAGCGAAAGAAGAGUCUCUAUGGAGUACGCCGUAGAGGGCGAGUACCUGCGCGAGCGGUCUCCGCGGCCGCCCGACGAGGAAGGGGAGAACGACGACUCGCGGGCCUUCAUCGGCUUCUGGCCUCGGGCGCUGGUCGACAGCGAGGCGCCGGACUCGGAGCAGGGGCCAUGGGCGUCGCUGCCGGACGUCCUUCUGGAGACUGUGUACAGCAUGGUGCCCAUCGCCGACCGGUACUCCAUGUCGCAGGUCUGCCGGAACUGGUACCGCAUCUUCUAUUCGCCUCGCGUCUGGUCAGUGUUUGUGCUUGACGAUCGGACCAUGACGCGACGCAAGUUCAACUACUACAUGGGCUACCAGCACCUGCUGGACCACUACCGGACACAGGUCUGCGUGCACAAGAUCGGCCGUCACAUCCGGCACCUUCUCAUUCCGGCCAUGUCCAACUUCUUCAACCUGUACGAGUUCAUGGUCAUCAUGGCCUACUUCGGUGAGCGCAACAACGCGCUAGGACACUUGAGACGGUUCGAGUUUACCUUCGGCUGUCACCUUCUUGGCAACAAUUCGGACGGCCAGAGGCAGCAGGACAGCGUAUUCGGCACAGGAGGCAAGCUACUCGAGUCGCUAAAGCGCCUCAUGUGUUGCUUCACGGGACUGCGUCACCUGGCUCUCACCGACUUGCUUCUGGAGCCCCAUGAGGCGAAGUUCCUCCUCGACGAUGUUGCCGAGACGUGCAUGACGACGCUGCGCACGCUGAGGCUUGUCAACUGUUCCAAGGAGCCACACCCGUUCCUGCACGCCGGAGUGUUCCUCAACCUAACCGCGCUCUACAUCUCGCCGCAGCACCUGGACGAUGACCUGGUGACCCUGCUGAGCUACACAUCUCUUCGAGACCUGCACCUGAUCCAGACGACGUACACGGAGAUGGGACUCCGCGUGUCGCCCCGCGUUUGGAGGGAGUGCCGGAGGGCGGCACCCAGGCUCCGGGUCCACCUCUCCGUUGAGGGUACAGUAGACAAGGAGAUAAUAUGGCAAGACUGCGCGCCGGUGCACUCAAUAAUCUACAAGACUGCCUACAACCAGGUGGGGCCGGAGUCGGCACUGACGGCCGCCACGUACUAUCCCGAAGACCUGAGGACGUAUGCCUUUCUUGGGUUGCCGAGAUUCCACAUGGCGAAGCGCUUUGUCGACAGACCGGACUCUGCACUGGUGUUGCUGUGCCGGUCUUGCCGCCGACUGGAGACUCUUGUCAUCCGCGAGCGCAUCUCAACUGCCACCGUGCUUCUUCUGGCCUACCACGGCCGCUCGCUGCGUCGGUUCGUGGUGCGUGGCAACGCCGUCAUCAAGAAGUGCGACUGGCCCCGAAACCCGGAAUGGAGCGAUGAGUUCUACAGCUGGCUACGACACACGGCGCAGUCGUACGACGCAGUCUGCCAGGAGGUAUCCCAAAUCCUGGGCUUUCCCUGGGCACCCCUAACAGACAAGCAGUUCAAGACAAUUGUGUUGCACGAGUCCGGGAGCAGGGACGUCUUCCCGGUGUCGCCACAGAGCUCCAUGGGCGACUUCCAUUUCCCGGCUGCCGGGCACAGGCUCUCCUUCUCGUCCAGUGGUUCAUUUUCGCCCAUCUGAAGCUGGCUUCGAGGGCGCCAUGACUGUGGUGGGCAACCCCAAACUCAAGUGCACGCGUCACUGUGGCCUUACACGGAAAGUGAACAACCAUUGUUAAGGGAACACUAAAAGUACAAACAUGAGCUGGAUUUGGGGAUAUUAGAGUUACCUCGAGGAAGCAGAGUUGCGCAUAUGUUUUUUAAACGCCGCUAGCUCCUGUGCACUGUGAAGAACCUGAUGAGCCACCCCUGCAGAGAACCGAUUUAACAAAAGGGCUACUUCUGAGCCACCAUUAUACCCUUAAUAGACGUGACCCCCAAAAAUCUACUGUUUAGGCUGUGAAGUCAGCUUUCUAACUCCCAUGGCACAGAUCCAAAAGGAGGCGUUUAGUCUUUCAUCGCUACAUAGCUGUGGUUGCUAGCCGAACCUAUGCACGGGAGCAGUGACUCUACGGAAUAUGAGCACGUAGCGCCUGCUUUUGUCGUCAACAGCGGUGGCCUGUCGUAACUGAAUGGAAAAUAGGUGAAAAAAAACGACAAAACCUGACAAAUAAAGCUAAUUAUCAGCUGAUUACA